Messenger RNA from Saitoella complicata NRRL Y-17804, 3042 nucleotides. Its product is annotated as Pkinase-domain-containing protein. The record is from RefSeq and is a predicted model, not a curated record. Lineage: Eukaryota; Fungi; Ascomycota; Saitoellomycetes; Saitoellales; Saitoellaceae. Gene Ontology annotation, biological process: protein phosphorylation. Bases 1 to 3042 code for a protein of 1013 amino acids. Gene Ontology annotation, molecular function: protein kinase activity; ATP binding; protein binding. The transcript is spliced from 2 exons.
AUGAUGUACUCGCCAGCGCUGCAUAUACCCCCUCCAUCACACACUGGCCCCUUCAGACCGGGCUUCUCGUUGGGCCCGCCAACUCAUGGGAGUACCGGUGGACAGAGCCAGCGAGAGUCGGUGGUGCCGAGUCCGACGAGUUCCGUGUUUGAGGAGCAUAACGCAGCUGCGGCGUUGCUGGAUGAAGUCACGUCGUGGAAUGAGGCGCAUGUUGGAGAGUGGUUGGAGUCGGUCAAGGCUGGAGCGUACGCGAAGGUGUUCAUCGAAAACGACAUCACCGGCGAAACCCUCCUCGAAAUCGACCAAGAAGCCCUCAAAGAACUAGGCAUACCCAAAGUCGGGGACCGCAUCCGGAUCCUCGUCGCCGUCAAAUCCCUCCGACAGCGGUGCUUCACCCACAUCACCCGUCCACGCCCCCACCACCGUCCUUCCUCCGUGCAUUCACCCGUCGCGAUGGAACCGAGCAGUAGUGGUAUGAGCUAUAGUGGUAUGAGUCUCAACAACAGCAAUGGGCGACCAACGAGUAUGGUGAGUAUGGCCACGACGGCAUACUCCCACAUCGAACCUUUCGGACCCGGGAGUGGGAGCAGCCCGAGCACGAGUACGGUUAACCCACACUCGCCAUACCCGCCUCCAACACCUGGGAUGCUAUCCUCCGGCUCAUCCUUCCACAACAUGGACUACCCGUCUCGUCCCCUCUCCCCCGGCUCUUUGCCCUCAAACCCCCGCGCACCAUCUCACUCGGUGAAGGCCGAGCCAAGACAGGAGACGCAUAUCAUGUCAAUCAACGACGUCAAGGAAUCCUGCGUCAAAUUCAUCUACCUCCAAGGCCAAACCCGCAUCGUCAAUAUCUCCUCCUGCCCCGACACCCCCUCCAUCCUCGCAAAAGCACUCAAGAAGUUUGCAAUUUCCGCAACCGACCAGCCACUCAACCCCGCGCAGUGGUGCGUCUACACCGUUACCACCCCCUCUGACAUCGAUCCCGCAGCUUCAUCCUACCCAGUGCGACUCCUCCCCGCCGUCGAGGUUGUCGCAAUAUGCAAAGACCCGACACGACCAGAGCGCGAAAGACUCAUUCUCUGUAGGAGGGGCGAGGAACCUGGACAGGAGGAAAUUAAACGCGCAAAGGGGAUUGCGAGGGAGCAGAGUGAGCAGAGAGAGAAAGCUGCUAUUUCCGCGAAUUAUGCAGCCAAGAUGAGGAAGUUGGAGGGGUUUUUCGGGGAGAGGCCGGUUUCAUCAAUCCCCUCAACUACGCCUACGACUGAUUCUGCACCCAUCCUCGCACCCCCACCGACGGGGCAGGGGAAGCAAAAUGGGGAGAGGAGUGCAGGGGGUGCGACGAAGCGCCUUCGAAUGCUCUUUGGACAGCGUCCACCAAGCGAGUUGAUUUCGAGUAACUUGCAGGAAUACUUCCCGGGACACUCCCAAAACGUACUCGAACAAACCGUCCGGAACUCAAUUCGGCACUCACAACGCAUGUCCUCGAUUUCCUCUUUCCAAACCCCCUAUGGUCAUGGGAGGAGGUUCAGUACGUCGAGUGGGAUGUCGGGGAUGAGUGGGAUGAGUGGGAUGUCGGGGAGGAGUGGGGGUUGGAAACCGGGUGUGGCGAGUAUUGGGGAGGCGUGGAUUUCUCAAGGAUUGAAACCGCCGCCGCGGCCGAAGAGGCCCGUUAGUUUGAGGAGGGUUGUUGUGCCGACGAGUGUGCCCGUCAAUGGGGGUGUAAGUAGUUCGCUUUAUAAGCAUCGGUUGGAGAGUGGAGUUUCGUUGGCGACGUAUGCGGAGGCCCACGAGGAGGAAGAACUGGAGCAGGUGGGACAGGGACAGGGACAAAGACAGGGUGUACAGGUGGAGGAUGAUGAUAGGGACAGUGACGUGAAGAGUCUCGCGCAGAGUAUGAGGAGUUUGAAAGCGCCGUCACUCAUGGUCACCUCCGAAGAAGACGAAGUCGAAGAGGAGGACGAGGAUGAAGAAGGCACCUUGCGCGCGAUGAGGUAUUCGGAGGGAUAUCAACUCGGAACGGUGGGUGAGGUCGUGCCGGGGGAUGAGGCUACGGCUGAGGAAGUGUUUGAUGCGGAGAAGGGGAAUGGGAAGAUCGAUGGUGAGGAGUCGGGUUACGAGGAGGAGGAUGGCGCGGUCACGGAGGACGAGGAUGGGGAGACUGCGGCUGAGGGGUUGGGUGAGGUUGAGAUUGAGGUUGCGGAUGACCAUGGACCAAGGAAGUGGAUGAAGGGUGCGCUCAUCGGCAAGGGAUCGUUCGGAUCGGUGUAUCUGGGUUUGAACGCGUUGAGUGGAGAGUUGAUGGCAGUGAAACAGGUUGAGUUGCCGAAGGGUGAUGUGCAGGGUGAAGCACGGAAACGGAGUAUGAUCGAUGCGCUCCAACGAGAGAUGUCCCUCCUCCGCGAUUUGGAACACGAGAAUAUUGUGAGGUACUUGGGUUCGUCCUCGGAUGAUACCCACCUCAAUAUCUUCUUGGAGUAUGUUCCUGGAGGGAGUAUCGCGGAGUUGCUCAACAAGUAUGGCGCGUUUGAGGAGCCGUUGAUCAGGAAUUUUGUGAGGCAGAUUUUGCAGGGGUUGAAUUAUUUGCACGAGAAGGAUAUUAUUCAUCGGGAUAUCAAGGGUGCGAAUGUGUUGGUUGACAACAAGGGCGGGAUCAAGAUCUCGGACUUUGGUAUCUCGAAGAAGGUCGAGGCGAACCUCUUGUCCUCCGCGCCUGGCAUGGCACACGGCCAUCGACCUUCUCUGCAAGGAAGUGUAUUCUGGAUGGCACCCGAAGUCGUCAAACAGACUUCCUACACCCGCAAAGCCGACAUCUGGUCCCUCGGCUGCCUCAUCCUCGAGAUGAUCACCGCAAGUCAUCCCUACCCCACCUUCUCCCAGAUGCAAGCAAUCUUCAAAAUCGGAUCGAGUUGUGCCCCGGAUAUCCCGGAAGAGAUUUCGGCUGAGGCAAAAGAUUUCUUGGGAAAGACGUUUGAGUUGGAUCAUACGAAGCGGCCGUCGGCUGAGGAGUUGUUGCAUCAUCCAUUUUUGGCUACGGCUAUGUGA